AUGUCUUCUCGUUUCCUCAACCACCGCCAUCUCCCUCUCCAUCUCUCUCGCAAACGCCUCUCUCUCCCUCCAUCCACUUCCCUCAUCCAUUCUCCCCCUUCCAACUUCCACUGCGCCACUCUCAAGCUACAUCCGUUGAUUAUUCAACAAUAUAGCCGCUGUGUUCGACGUAAUGUUGUUUCUACGAGAGCCUUCGACGAUGAUUCAUUUGACAUGCCACUGCUCGAUGACUGGGGUGCUGAUGAGAGUUCUCAUGCUUAUGCGCUCUCGUCCAGUGACGGUGAAGACAGUGAUGGUGAAGUCUUUCUUACUCCGGUAAAUGAUGUUGAUUUGCCUUCUGUUUCUUCAUCAAAUAAUGAUGCUCUAACAGUGGCUGCUCAUCGGCUUGCAAUCCUUGGGAGGGGACGCAAGAAACAUAGGAUCAAACUAGGCAUUUUCAUCACUAUGGGGCUUAUAAUCUUCUUGACACUGCUGCUUUUGUAUGUUGAUUGGUGUGCAUGGAGAAUUGUUAGACUACCCUUAUCAGCUUUUUACUUGACCCGUCCAUUUCUUAUAUCAGCCAUUUUGGUUUCUUUCGCUGGCUAUGUUUGUGUCCCAAUUUUUCGGCGUUUUAAGAUUAUCCAUGUAAUCAAGCAACAAGGGCCCGUUAGACAUCGCUUGAAAAAGGGAACACCCACAUUGGGUGGUUUGUUUUUUAUACCUAUUGGUAUAACUGUUGCUCAUGUCAUUGCUGGUUCCUCAUCUAUAGAAGUGUCUGGGGCAGCCGGUGUAACAGUUGCAUUUGCAGCAGUUGGUUUACUUAGUGAUAUAUUAGGCCUCACCAAGAAUCAUAGGAGAGGUUUGCCUGCAUCGGCAGAAGUUCUUUUGGAGGUAGCUGUUGGAACGUGGUUUUCAUUUUGGUUGAGCAUCACCAAUAUAUCUUCACCCUAUGGCAUGAAGAUGUUGGUUCCAUUACCACUGGGCCUUGUAUACUUGGGACGAUAUUACCAACUCUUGACUUCAUUUUGUUUUGUUUCCAUGGGACGUGGCGUUAAAUUAGCAGAUGCACUUGAUGGACUAGCUGGAGGUACUGCUGCAUUGGCUUUUACUGGAAUGUCGAUAGCUGUGCUUCCAAUAUGUUCUGAUCUUGCUAUAUUUGGAGCUUCAAUGGCUGGAUCUUGUGUUGGAUUUCUUCUACACAACAGAUACAGAGCAUCUGUAUUUAUGGGUAAUAUGGGAUCUUUGGCACUCGGUGGUGCUUUAGCUGCAAUGGCUGCAUGUACUGGAAUGUUCUUCCCGCUAUUCAUUUCUUCUGGAAUUUUCAUUGUUGAGUUAUCAUCGGUUAUCAUUCAGGUAUUGUACUGGAAGAUAACGAAGGGCUUGCGGGGAGCAGGGUGGCGCUUUUUGAGAAUGCCACCCUUCCAUUAUCACCUCCAGUUACGAGGGUUCAGAGAACCAAAUAUUGUAUUAGGUGCAUAUCUUAUAUCAUCUGUAUUGGCUUUGCUUGGCGGCUAUGUGGGUCUUGUUUCAGCGUAACAUCUUGUGUCACGUGUAAAACUUCU
Molecule: messenger RNA, 1541 nt
Organism: Gastrolobium bilobum
Lineage: Eukaryota; Viridiplantae; Streptophyta; Magnoliopsida; Fabales; Fabaceae
Product: phospho-N-acetylmuramoyl-pentapeptide-transferase homolog
Exons: 8
Coding region: 1-1515 (504 amino acids)
Biological process (GO): cell wall organization; cell wall macromolecule biosynthetic process
Cellular component (GO): membrane
Molecular function (GO): phospho-N-acetylmuramoyl-pentapeptide-transferase activity
Source: RefSeq, a predicted model, not a curated record